AUGCCGUUCGUGAGUAAAGGCACUGGACGAAGGAGUCAUUCGAAGGUUUGGUCCACGGGAUGUUCUGCUCGCGUGUGUUUGAGACUGAGUGGAAAUGGGUUUCACUUGGUGGUGUCCGCGUCUGGAGCUCAUGAUCACGCUUUGACAGAGCAUCAAUGGUAUAGUUACGCUGAGAAUCGUCGCAUUGAGGACCCCCAAUUGCGUGAAGAUAUAGCAGUCCUGUCCAAGGCUGGAGCUAAGCCGCGCGGAAUUUUAUCUUAUCUUCGGGCGAAGACAGGGAAACUUAUGCUGUUGAAAGAUGUCCACAACUUGAUUCACGGAGUGAAAAAGACCUUUCGUGGUGGCAGAACAGAUGCUGAAAGAGCUAUUGCUGUACUAGAUGAGUUCAUCGAGAGUGCUACUGGAAACACGGCCGAGUGCAUCGUCGACAGUGAGACCAACGUCAUCCGUGUGGUGACUUUCCAGUCGGCGCGUCAGAAACGAUUGUUUGCUGCUUUCCCUGAGGUCGUGCUGGUGGAUUCAACCCAUGGGACUAACGUAAAUCGGUAUAAGCUGUUUAGCUUUGCGGUACACGAUGUCUUUGGCGUUGCAGCGGGGCUGCCGUAG
Phytophthora nicotianae INRA-310 is the source of this 606-nucleotide messenger RNA. RefSeq lists its product as hypothetical. The transcript has 2 exons. Lineage: Eukaryota; Oomycota; Peronosporomycetes; Peronosporales; Peronosporaceae. Bases 1 to 606 code for a protein of 201 amino acids. The record is from RefSeq and is a predicted model, not a curated record.